Mandrillus leucophaeus (drill) is the source of this 942-nucleotide messenger RNA. It is a transcript of the gene CCDC179, whose product is annotated as coiled-coil domain containing 179. NCBI's taxonomy places the organism in Eukaryota, Metazoa, Chordata, Mammalia, Primates, Cercopithecidae. The coding region runs from base 52 to 360 and encodes 102 amino acids. The transcript is spliced from 5 exons. The record is from RefSeq and is a predicted model, not a curated record.
UUGGUCCAGGACAGGCAGUAGGCGUCAGGGGGCGCCCUAAGGCUCCACGGCAUGUGCCUGUACUGCUGGGACAUCGAGCCUUCCCAAGUCAGUCCUGAAGGACCAAGACAACAUCAUCCUUCAGAAGUCACUGAGCGGCAGCUUGCAAAUAAACGUAUUCAGAAUAUGCAAAACCUAAAGAAAGAGAAGAGGAGAUUGAAUAAAAGGUUUGCAAGGCCUUCUCCUAUUCCAGAACCAGGACUCCUAUGCCAGAUGUUUUUUAAAGAAAUGGCUACAAAACUGUUCUAUACCAUUCAUCCCACCAACUCGUUUGAGGUUUCAGAGACAACUGAAAUGUUUCACAAACAAUGGUCAUCUUGAUAAAGCAGGAGUCUAUUUGAAGGAAACCAUGCUCCAGAUCAAAAUGUGUGGAUUGUGAACAUCAAGUGACAUAUCAUGAAUUGAUCAUCUGAAAAAUAAAUGCAAUACUCCACCAUUUCAGGAAAAUAAACGCAGUACAAGUAUUUAAUAUCCAAGCUACAUGCUCUAGAAUUUUAUUAAAUACCAUAUCUCACUAACAUGUCUUUUUUCCCCCUGUGGUAAACUUGAAAUUUGCUGCUUUUCAACAAAUAAUAAUGAAUAUGUAUAGGUAGGCUUUUGAAAAAUAUUGUUAUCAUGUUUAAAUUUUUGCAAAUGUUUUAUGACAUAUUUAGAUGUUUAGAAGUGUGUUUUAAUAAUAGAACACCACAUUUCCUCUGACAUAUAUUUAUAAUGGCUUACGCUUAAACAAAAUGUUUAAAUACUUUAAACAGUCCUAGGAGACUGUUAUUACAACUAACUCCUAUAUUAUGUGUUGCUAUUGCAGAUAAGCCAUAGUGUAAUUAAAAUUUCCAUUUAAGGUAAAAUUUGAAUAUUGAAUUAAAAUUUUACUUUUAUGUAUGAAAUAAAUGAUAAUUAUCUCUG